This is a messenger RNA of Thyridium curvatum, 1116 nucleotides long. RefSeq lists its product as uncharacterized. The coding region runs from base 1 to 1116 and encodes 371 amino acids. The record is from RefSeq and is a predicted model, not a curated record. NCBI's taxonomy places the organism in Eukaryota, Fungi, Ascomycota, Sordariomycetes, Thyridiales, Thyridiaceae. The transcript has a single exon.
AUGCCAGUCACGAUCAAAGUUGCGAAUCAUGAGGCGUCUCGCAUCCGCACUGAUGGCGAGACGUCUUCCGCAGAAUCAAUCCUUGAUAGCCUGUCGAAGCCCGGAGAUUCAACUCGCGGGACCCUGAUCCAGUCCUCGUUCGACAAGGAGAUCGAACCUGUGAUGCAACCCUCCAGAAACGGCUUCCUCUUUUCGGUGACACACGCCUACAAUAAUCACCACCAUCUCGUCAUUCGCCCCGACGACGUCUGGCUGGCCAUCACGACCCAGUUCAGCUCCUACGUCAACGCCCACGCCGAGGAGCUCAGGGGCUCCUUCGUGAAUUUCGAGGGGCAGAAGACAUUGGUGAUAGAGUACGAGAAUAGUACGAGGUUUACCGUCGACUAUGCCGACUUUGCACACAGGAUCAACGACCUCCUCGAGGCCAACAUCGUCGACCCGGGGCUCCGGCAGUGGAUCACGCCGAGCUUCACCACGACCACGCAGCUCGACAAGACAGUGGCCGCGAUCGUCAUGAUGGGGACCCUGCAAAAGUACUUCAAGUACAUUUCUAUGUGCUCGUGCGGCAUCCCCUCGGUGACGCUGCUCGGCGAGAGGGCCGACUAUGAGCAGAUCCUAGGACGCCUCGACAGACUGUGCCAGUACGGUGAGGAGCCCACCGAGUUCUGCCGGCUCCUCAAGCCCGUCCUGCAGAACUUCGUGCGCACGUUUGACGAGCCGGAUCAUGCCGAGGUUCUCUGCUUCUGGCAGCGCAUCUGCGACUACACAUCCGGCAGCGGCAUAUCCUACUACAGCGGCUGGAUCACUGCCUUUUGCUUCUGGAGCAACGAGGGGCGUGCACAGCUGGCGAACCGCUGGACACAGGAAGUGGGCGGGCAGGAGUAUGCGGUGGUCGAUGCGCAAAACAUACCCAGUGGUUUCACCAAAGUGCCGGUGCAUAUAAAUGACAACGGCGAAGAGGUGGAGGCCGAGAUGGUCGCGGGUUCCGUGGGCAUUACAUGCACGAGCAGCGGGAGGGAAUUGGUGAGAAACCCUUACCUGGACCCCGAGGGGGUGACGAUUGGGCUGGAUACGAUGCAACCACAGUCUGGCUGGUUCAUAUACGAGAAGGAAUAA